Molecule: messenger RNA, 1766 nt
Organism: Paramecium octaurelia
Lineage: Eukaryota; Ciliophora; Oligohymenophorea; Peniculida; Parameciidae
Source: the annotation of a GenBank genome assembly
AUGAAUUAAUCAUUUUCUUAAUUAAUAAGUGGAAUUUAAUUAAAAUAUUUAAUAAGAGAGGAAGUAGUAAAAAAUUCCACCUUGUAAUAAAUAAAUGAUUAUUUGAAAUCUGCAAUUGGUUUUAUUGAAUACAAAUACUCAAUUAAAAAUGUUGUUUCACAAUUAACUCAGAAAUUAACUAAUGCAUUUAAUACUUUAUAUGAAAAAUUAUAAUUAACUACAUUUAACUAUUAUGAGAUAGAUUUUAUUUCUAAAGGAGAAUCACUUAAACUAUAGCGUUAAGGUAAUAUAUUAUUAUAAUCCUUAGGUGUUUAAUUAGCUGAGUAAAAGAAAUACGAAGAAGCCAUUCAAAUAAAUGAUUUUUCAUUAAAAUACGAUCCUAAAGAUGCUAUUUCUUUUAUGAUAAAGGGUGAAUAAUAUAGAUAUUUAUAGCAUAUUGUUUAGAGAAUUUAAAAAAAUAUCAGGAUGCAAUCAUUUGGUACGAUAAAGCUAUAGCUAAUUAUCCUUAACAAAAAUAUAUCUUAAAUGGAAGAGGUUGAUUGAAUCUUAAUGAUAUAAUAGGUGUAUGUUUAUAUUGGCUAAAGAAAUUUGAGGAAGCUAUGAUCUGGUUUGAAAAAGUAAUCGCCAUUGAUCCAAAGGACGCUUUUUCUAUCGCAAAUAAAGGUAAAUUGAAAUUUUUGUAUAAGGCUUAUGUUUAUUGUCUUUAAAUGAAUUUGAGAAUGCAAACAUUUGGUUUGAUAAAGCGCUAGCUAUCAACCCUUAAAUAAGUUUAGCCUUAAGAAGUAAAGGUUGGUUAAAUUAUAAUUAUAUAGGUGAAUGUUUAAUUCAAUUCAAACAAUACAAAAAUGCAAUCACUUGGUUGGACAAAGCGUUAGCAAUAAAGGAUAACGAUGAUUAGGCUUUAAAUUACAAAGGUUAGUUGAAUCUUAAUUAUAUAAACAGGUUGUUGUUUAAUUAAAUUAAAAUAAUACGAGGAUGCAAUUACUUGGUUGGACAAAGCUUUAGCUAUUAAUCCUAAUGAAGCUGCUUUCUUAAGUAAUAAAGGUAGAUUUAAUGACAAUUAAAUAAUAGGUGAAUGUUUAAUUAAAUUAAAUCAAUAUGAGGCUGCCAUUACUUUUUUCGAAAAAGCACUCACUAUUGAUCAAAAUAGUGUUUCUUCAUUAAAUUACAAAGGUAGUUUGAAUCUUAAAUAUAUAAACAGGUGAAUGUUUAAUUAAAUUACAAAAGUAUAAGGAUGCAAUAAAUUGUUUGGACAAAGCUUUUAGCUAUAGAUCCUUAAUAUGUUUCUUCAUUAUCUAAUAAAGGUAAUUGAAUCUCAAACACAUAAUAGGCGUAACUUUAAUGUUUUUAAAUAAAUAUCGUGAUGCAAUCCCUUAUUUCAACAAUGCGCUCGCUAUGGAUUAUAUGGAUAUAUCAUGCCUAAAAAACAAAGGUAAUUUGAGUUCUUUUGUACCAAUAGGUUUAUGUUUAAUUAAAUUAAAUAAAUUUGAAGAGGCAAUAAAUUGGUUUGACAAAGCUUUAGCUAUUAAUCCUUCAGAUGUUUCUUCAUUAAAUAACAAAGGUAGUUGAAUCUUAAAUAUAAACAGGUGAAUGUUUAAGAAUUAUUAAAUAAAUAUGAGGACGCAAUCGCUUGGUUCGAUGGAGCAUUAGUUAUUGAUUCUAAGGAGAUAAUUUCUGUACGCAAUAAAGGUAGAUUUAAUCCUAAUUAUAUAGGAUUUGUUUAUUAACUUAAUAUUGUUGUUUUAUAUAUAAUUAAAUUUGUUUGA